GCAGUCGUUCAGGAAGCAACAUGCUGCCGUCUGUGCUGGUAGUUCUCAUGCUCCUCAGUUGCACACGUGGAGAAAACCCUGCAAUACAGUUCACCCUGACCGACAAAGGACUUUACUAUGCAAAGCAUAAAGGCGCCGACUGGAUUCAGGAGAAACUGGAGGACGUCACGCUCCCUGACGUCAGUGGUGAAGUGUCCAUGGGCUUGUUGGGCAGCAUUGACUACACACUGUCAGACAUGACUGUAACAAAGUGUGACCUUCCUGAGCCGUCUGUUGAGUUUUACCCCGACGCCACCGGGUUGAAAACCUCCAUCUCAGACCUCAGUGUGGCACUGACUGGCAGCUGGUCCACACACUAUCACUCCAUACAUGACGGGGGAUCCUUCGACAUGGCUGUGUUCCAGGUGGACGUGACGUCCGUAGUGAAGCUGGGGAAGGAUUCAGACGGACGUCUGUCCGUCACCAGCGUCAGCUGCGAUGCUGAAGUGGGAGACGUGGCCAUGCAGUUCCACGGUGGAGCCAGCUGGAUCUUCCAGCCUUUUGUGAAACACUUCAAAGGGCGAAUCGGCAGUAAAAUACAAGCACAAAUCUGCCCCAGCGUCGAGGAAGAGAUUGUCCAGUUGGAGCAGCACCUGCAGGCCAUGAACGUCUCCUUUGACCUGAAUCCAGUUGUCAUGCUCGACCUCCCUCUGACUGGCCUACCUGUCAUCACUGCGUCCAGUUUGACUCUGGGUCUUAAGGGGGAGUUCUACAGCAUCAGAACUCACACGGAACCUCCCUUUAAGGCCCAGCCGUUCACGCUGCCUGAGCAGCAGGACUACAUGCUGUCACUGGGUCUGUCUGAAUUCACGCUCAACUCCGCCUCGUUUGGAUACUACACAGCUGGAGUGCUGCAGACCACCAUCGACGACAGCAUGAUACCUUCGUACUGUCCUGUCCGUCUAAACACCACCUCCAUGGGGCACUACAUUCCUCAGCUUCCCAAGAUGUUUCCAGGUUUACUGAUGAGUCUAAAGGUUUAUGCUCAAGACGUUCCAGCGUUCUCCUUCCAGCCCGACGUCGUCAGGCUCGGCGUCCAGGCAGGCGUCAAAGCCUUCGCCAUCCAGAAGAACGGCACCCAGACCCCUCUGUUCACUCUCAUCCUUGACUCCAAAUUCAGUGGUAAAGUGUGGACCUCUGAUGCCAGACUGAAAGGCUCAGUGAAAAUGGACAACUUCACACUGAGGUUGAAAGCGACUGAAAUAGGAUCGUUUUCGACUGCUGAUUUGGAAAAUCUUGUGUUGAAUGGAAUUCAGAAAGUAGGCAUCCCAGUGCUCAACGAGAAACUGGCUAAAGGUGUGAUUUUACCCAGAAUGAAACAGGUCCAGCUGGUCAACACAGUUCUGAAGGUGGAGAAGGGAUUCGUGGCCAUGUCUUCAGACACUGAGGUUCUGACCGACAGAGGCGUCACUGACAAACUGUGACGCUCAGAUACUGAGACGUCAAACUGCUGUAACCCAGUUCAGUGUCCUUAACUAGAAGCUGGAUUUGUCAGACAACACGCACCAGGAGCGCUGGUGCUUUAAAGAGUAAUGUUACCUCAGGCCCAGAUUGCACUGAAGACUGAAGGUGAUCAAAGAUAUGUAAUCAAAGUUUGUAAACUUUUCCGUUUUUCUUCUGUCUUUAUAAAGUCUUAUCUUAAAUACGCAUUCUAACAUGUAUUGAAGCUGCAUGCCAGUAGUCAGCUAAAUUCUGCCAAAAUGUUUAUGCUAGCAGCCAUAGAAACAAAUAAAAUGAAUUAAAUGAAAUAAUA
Messenger RNA from Betta splendens (Siamese fighting fish), 1792 nucleotides. RefSeq names its product bactericidal permeability-increasing protein-like. The record is from RefSeq and is a predicted model, not a curated record. Bases 21 to 1463 code for a protein of 480 amino acids. Lineage: Eukaryota; Metazoa; Chordata; Actinopteri; Anabantiformes; Osphronemidae. Gene Ontology annotation, molecular function: lipid binding. The transcript is spliced from 16 exons.